AUGCUUCUUCCAUCUGCCCUCCCAUGCGAUGUGCGCCGGUCGUCUCGCUUCACCCCCAGCCGCCUUUUCUCAACUCCGCCUCCAUCCAGCAGCGGCUACGCAUCGGGCAACGGUCUCCUCGGCACCUGCCGCGCUUUACAAUCGCUACUCAACGGAUCGCCAGCGCCCCCAUCGCGCCGCUCAGUCAAGGCCCAACGCCUCCAAAGCCCUCUCCCACUCAACACACCCCGUCGCUCACCGCGAUCGCACAAGGCCGUGCGCCCCGUCUCCCCCAGAGAAACACCACCACCCCGAUCCGCCGCCCUCACACCACCACCAGCACCAGCGCGCGGCGCAAACAAGCGCCGCCGCGACACGGACGACGAGGAAAGCGGCAUGGAGAUGAGGCACGAGCGCUUCGCGACUCCCAAGCGUCGCCGUCACGUCCCCUACGAACUACCUCUUGGUCUCGCCUCGACCGAUUUCUACUCUCUACACUCUCCACCCGUCACACAGUCUCCUCCUUCUCCAGCCCGUCGAAUGGAGUUCCAAUUCGGUCCGUCCACCGACCCAGACGCGCCUCUGCCUUCCAUCGAGGUAACAGAGGAGCUUGCUUCCCCGGCCCAGCCCUGGACUGCUGAAGAAGACCAGCAUCUUCUUGAGCUGGUCCUACAAAGAAUCUCCCUCUCCCAACAACAGUGGGAUGAGUGCGCGCGCCAAAUGGGCCGCAGCCAAGUCGGCAAUAGGUGGCACUCCCUCGUUGGAGAGGGUCGUGUUGGCCUCCGUCGGCAUUGA
Messenger RNA from Penicillium soppii, 774 nucleotides. RefSeq lists its product as uncharacterized. The record is from RefSeq and is a predicted model, not a curated record. The transcript has a single exon. The coding region runs from base 1 to 774 and encodes 257 amino acids. NCBI's taxonomy places the organism in Eukaryota, Fungi, Ascomycota, Eurotiomycetes, Eurotiales, Aspergillaceae.